This is a messenger RNA of Varanus komodoensis (Komodo dragon), 1380 nucleotides long. RefSeq names its product ribosome production factor 1 homolog (gene RPF1). Bases 29 to 1030 code for a protein of 333 amino acids. Gene Ontology annotation, biological process: maturation of LSU-rRNA; maturation of 5.8S rRNA. Gene Ontology annotation, molecular function: rRNA primary transcript binding. Lineage: Eukaryota; Metazoa; Chordata; Lepidosauria; Squamata; Varanidae. The transcript is spliced from 9 exons. The record is from RefSeq and is a predicted model, not a curated record. Gene Ontology annotation, cellular component: nucleolus; preribosome, large subunit precursor.
GGUGAGGGGUCAAGGCGUGGGAAGAAGCAUGGCGGGCAGUUCGGGAAAGCGGGAGCCGGGAGCGCAGAGCCAUGCCGAGAAACCGAGCGAGGCCUUUGGCGCGGGAGAGGUCCAGGCGGCGUUCCCGCCGACGUUCAGUGUCUCCGAAAUUAAGAACAAGCAGCGGCGCCAUUUCAUGUUCCUGCGCUGGAAGCAGCAGCAGAGGAAGGAGAAAUUAGCUAUCAAGAAAAAGAGGAAAAAGGAACAAGAAGCACUCGGAGACAAGGCACCACCAAAGCCAGUACCAAAGACAAUAGAAAACCAGCGUGUGCAUGAUGAAACUACAGUUGAUCCAAAUGAUGAAGAGGUUACUUUGGAUGAAGCUACAGAUGAAUUUGCACCCUACUUCAAUAGGAAAACUCUUCCAAAGAUUCUUAUAACAACAUCUGACAGACCUCGUGGGAGAACUGUUCGGUUCUGUGAACAAUUAUCAACAUGUGUUCCAAAUUCCCAUGUUUAUUAUCGAAGAGGACUGGCUCUAAAGAGAAUUAUUCCACAAUGUAUAUCAAGGGAUUUCACUGAUCUGAUAGUUGUCAAUGAAGAUCGGAAAAUACCAAAUGGGCUUGUGAUAAGUCACUUGCCUGAAGGUCCAACUGCUCAUUUUAGGAUGAGUAGUGUUCGUCUCCGUAAAGAAAUAAAGCGGAAAGGGAAAGAUCCCACCAAACAUCAGCCUGAAGUAAUCCUGAACAACUUUACAACACGACUGGGCCAUUCUAUUGGACGCAUGUUUGCAUCUCUUUUUCCUCAUGAUCCUCAGUUCAUUGGUAGACAAGUAGCCACAUUUCAUAAUCAACGAGACUAUAUAUUUUUCAGGUUCCACAGGUAUAUUUUCAAAAAUGAAAAAAGAGUAGCCAUUCAAGAACUAGGUCCACGCUUUACCCUGAAAUUAAGAUCUCUUCAAAAGGGAACGUUUGAUUCGAAGUUUGGAGAAUAUGAAUGGAUUCAUAAGCGCCGUGAAAUGGACACCAGUAGAAGAAAAUUCCAUCUUUAAGAAUAUGCUAAGAAGGUGAACCUGCUGUUUGAUUUAGACUGCAUCAACAAGAACAAAGAAGUGGGGAUGGUGUUGCUGUACAACUAUUCCUGCUCUUUAUGAACAAACUGCAAACUAACAGCUGUUUCCAUCAGACUGAAUUCAUAGUUGGGGCCAGGGACUGUCCCUUUUAGUGCCUUUGGUGGCUUCAUAACUAUGCUACAUUUGUGUGAAGAAACUGCACCAUUUCCUGUCUAAUCAUGCCAAGAGGUUAUAAAGAUGUCUUCUUAAAGAUAGUGCCAUCUUUUGUAAUUGUAUAUAUGCUAUAUAUUAGAAGGAUUUUAGUCUGAAAAUAAAUCCUAAAAAAAGAG